UAGACGGCAGAUUGUGUUACGGAAAGACUAGAAAAUUCGUCAUAAUGAAUCGAUAGUGUAUACAGAGAUGAUUUAUUUUUAUACAUAUGGUCAUAUGCAAUGAAUGUGUAUUAUUAGAGGGUAUCUGUUUGUAGAUAUACAUAAUGGACGUAAAAAAUCCAUGGGAGAAUUUCGGUCCUGAUCAAUAUGAUGACAAAAUUAAUGAGCCCUCUAGUUGCUUUAACAGUAUCAAGCUCAACGGUUUCCCAUUCCUCAAAAGCCAAUUCACAACCAUUGAUUAUCUUGUUAAAUGUGGAAUUUGUAAUGUAAUACUUCUACCGGAGAGUAUUUCGACGCAUUAUGGUGAUCGGCACGCGGAGUCAUCAAAGUCAGCUUCCGCUAUAUUACCAUAUGAAGCUGUUUCAUGGUGUGAAGAUCAGGCUGAAAUUGAUUCUCAAAAGGAUCGUACUCCCAAACGCACUAAAGUCGCACCUCUUAAGCGUUCUAAGCGUACUGUAAAUAAUUCACUAGAUGCUGCUCUCAGCUCUAGUAAAGCAGGAAAGAUGCAUAUAUUAUACGAUGGGGUUCGAGAAUUGGAAAAUAACAUAGUUGAACGUCAUGAGGAACUCAGAGAACCAGUGCUGCUAAAAUUGGCGAAAUCUGAUGGAAGAAUACUUCAGGGUGACGAGUUACCGAAGAAGACUGUUAAAGUACCUGCAGAAAAAAGGCUCAGUGAUCGAUCAAUCUGGUCUGUUGUUUAUUCAAGGGAGCAAUGUAGUUCCAGUAGCUUCGGCGACCUUUCUCAAAGGAGUCAAUUUGAGGAGAGUGGCACUUCAGCAAAAGACAUAUUUGAGUGCCACUCAGGUUUAAAUCACUCUAAUGAUUCUGGUAUUGGGUCUCAAACACAAUCUGCCCUUCGUUGUUCUUCCUAUCCACCCACUCCUUCCUUGUCUCCUCAUCUUCCUAGUUCAAGCCCAUCCAAUGUGUCUGAUGACACAACACUCAGUUUUGGUCACUUCCGUCCUGAGUUUCCAAACCGUCCAGUCUCCCGUUCUUCUCAUUCUAGUUCCGGCAGUGGUGCUGGUCCAUUUGACCAGCAUCCUGUUUCUGAUCACAGUGGUUUUCCUCCAACUGUUCUUAAUGUAAAUAGUACAAAAAUAAUUAAUCCGAUUCCCCUGUCAGCAGGAAAAUGCAAAGUUAGUGGUAAAAUACCAACAGUCUGUAUACGAAAACAACGCAUCGGAUCUAAUUCAUCUCUUUCUUUUGUGCCAAAUGACACUGUACCCGUAAUGUCUUCUAGAAACGACAUGCCGAUAAAUAUGUAUAGUCUAAAGAAUAAUCCACAAGAAACGGACUAUGAGGCAGCUAAAAAUGAGUUGCGCCGGAAUGGUUUUCAUGGUUGGAUCUCUGAUGAACGAAGAACUGAUAAUGUCAAACGUUUAUUAGCGUUUCAGCGCAUAUCGGGUUCUUCAAGAAAUCAAAGAAUAUUGUUACAACAAACUCCUAGACAGGUGAAGGGUGUUCAGUUUGCUCCAUCCUUUGUCUCACAGUAUUAUCAAGGUGAACGUUCGGAAAGUACAGGCACUUCUGCUUACACUGAUACCAGUAAUUUUAUCCAACCCAAUGUCACACUACCAUCAGAAAAAUCAGGUAGAUUAGAUUUGAUGGGCGAUAGUUUAUUACGAACUAACUGUUCUUCGGAACCUAUGUUUUCUGAUCACUCUGAUAUGAUAACGAAGGAUGAUGAAAUCCAAGAGUUCGUGGAAGAUUUAGAUGAUACUUUUGAUCCUGUCACAGAAUGUGGUUGUCUAGAGGUGGAUAAUAUCAAGUGUAAAAAUUCAGUAUUGUGUACAGUACAUACAAUGGAAGAGAAGCGUAGAGUACCACGUCACCAUGACAUACGUGAUCUGAUGCGUGAAGCACGACAACGCCAUCAAAUGUUAAGACAAGUAUCUAAUUCGUCUUGUCAUCAGUAUCCUUGGGUUGUACAAACUCCUCCCUCACCCAAUACAGUUAUUGAUCUUACCGAUGAUAACAACAGAAAUGAAGCCUAUUGUGAAUCUGUAGGUCCACUAAACUAUUCAUCAAUACCCCAUUUAUCAUCAAGUCAUCCUCAAAUGUUGCGUCAUCAUCACAAUCCAGCAGCAGGAGCAACAGCAACAUCAGCCUUCUCUUCCCAUGAUACUCAAAGUUCCUUAUAUGCAAACACAAUCAAUUCAAAUGGUCCUGUUGAUAUGAGAUUUAUAUCGAAUAAAUUUACUGCUAGACUACAUCAACGAAAUAAACCAGUUGUACUUGCUCAACCGGGUGGUACAAUCGUCAAUGUUAUGCCACCGGCAGAUUCUUUCUUAUCUUCUUCAUCUCAAGUAUCGUCGUCUACAACCACGAAUUUUGAAGUGAAUUCUAUGCCCUAUAAUUCAAUUGGAUUGAAAUCUGUUCAAAGCAGCGAAUACUUCACUGAAUCUGGUACAUCUGGCGGUGGUGGCGGCGCCCGCGGUAGUAGUGGUGGUGGUGGUGGCUAUUCAUCAACAUCAUAUCCAAAUCCUAGAUUGAUCAAUGAACCUCAAUAUCUUCCUGCUCAGAGAAUUUGUAUAACACCCUCACAACCUACACAAAUUUGGUCCAGUCGGUUAACUAAAACUCCUAUGAAUAAUGAUGAGUUGUCUACGCAUAAUACAGUUGACUUCAAUCGUCUCCAUGCCGGUGAAAAUUCAUUCUCAGAACAAGCUUUUACACAACCAUCAUAUCAAUAUAGUCGUCCACGUAGGAUACAUAUCCCUGAGCCUUUACCUCCGUCGACAGUCACUCCUAACUCCUCCUCCUCCUGGUUUCCACAAUUAUCAUCAGUCAACAGUCGACAGUUACAAGAAAGUCAGGGUCGGGUGGUUGUCAAUGAUAUGCGUGAGAAAUCGAUAACUGGAAGAAAUAGAAAAACAGCUAGAACAACAUUUAGAUCUUCCGGUUCUACUACACCUCAAGGCCAUUUGAUCUUCAGUAUGGAGUCGGUGAAAAGUCUGCAACCUGUUGGAAAUCCUCUCCGUGACAUGGCAAGAUUCUGAAGGACCCGUCUGGACAUUGGUGUUGAACAGAAUCUGAAUCUUGUUGUCUAUGCUGGCUGAGUGCAGUAAAGAAGAUUUCCAAACUCUUUUCAGGUUGAUGAAGGUGUAUGUCGCCUAACCGGUUCCGUCUGGCUUUAACAUCUCCAAUUGUUCCCGCUAGCCUAUGGUUGAAAUAAUUCUUCCCAGAAAGGUGAAGCAGGUCCAACUCCUACGAAUUUGUUACAUGUACGUUUUCCACACAAACUUCAACAGCAACAACAACCACCGAAUCAAAUUCAACAAAUUCCUGGACUAUUGGGUGGCAGUACUUUGAAGGCUGGAUCGUCUACUUCUGAUUAUAUAGUGCCAAUAAAAUCCAAUGCUGCUACUACUACUACUACUGGUGUUAUGCAUAAGCCUAAGAUAGUAUCAUCGUAUUCUUCAGAUGUAUUUAUUUCUAAGAUAUCUUCGUCAGCGUCUUCACCGCUCUCCUCCUCCGCUACCUCUUCCUCGUCGGCGUCAUCGUCGUCGUCGGUAUCCUCUUCGUCUUCAUCGGCGUCUUCGAUGUCGUCGUCGUCGUCCUCCUCCUCCUCAUCGUCGUCGUCUUCGUCUCUUUAUGAAACUCAAGAAAAAAGUGAUCAGUUGAAUUCUUUCAAUUCUCAACAAGUCCAUUUAUCAUCAUCAUCAUCAAAUGAACCUUAUUCAGCAGCAUAUGUUGGUUUACCACCACCUCAUUAUUCUAAUAGUGGUUCAUGGUCAGCAUCGAUUCAUACUGGCGCGAAAAUUCCUAAUCAACUAUCAGAGUAUACUUCUCCGUCUUCUUCUAGUACCACUGUUGAUGAUAAUCUAAUCAAUAGAGUUUACAAUACACCACCAAGUGUACUGCAGACAUAUUCAACAACACUGCCAUCGUCAUCAUCAUCAUCUAAUGUUUCAAUGAAUUCUUUGCAUUCCAUUUCUAGACCUAUUAAUUAUAGUAAUAGUAGUAGUAAUAAUAAUAAUUAUUUGAAUGUACAACGUCCUAUCCAGUUAAGCACUACUAAUCCACCUACGUCUACUACUACUACUACUACUACUACACAACCGACAAGAAUGUUCUAUGCACAUCCAGUUGUUAGUUGUAUUCAACAAAUUCCUACAAAUGAUACUAGUCUGUCUUCAGUGUCGAUGUCUUCUUCUUUUUCUUCUUCCACGACAUCCUCCUUAUCGAUGCCGACGACAACAAUCACCGGCACUGCCACUGCUACUGCCACUACAAAUCGUUAUUUUGUUAUCCGAUCCAGUGCAAUCUCACAAACACCAAAUGUAUUUGUUUGUGCUAAACGCAGGGAUUCUUCUUUUGCUACACCACCUCCACCAGCCACUAAUACUAAUUCUCCUCAUUCUCUUUCCACUCCUCCUCCUACUACUACUACUACUACUUUUACUACUAAUACAACAAGUAAUCCUACAAAUAGAUCUGAUGAAAGAUGAUAUAUAUAUAUAUAUAUAUAUAUAUAUAUGGUGUGUAUAUCACGGAGUUUUGUAUUAUUAUUUCUCAAAGCAUUUCACAAAAGAAAACCCCCUUACGUUCCUUUCUCUCCCAGUUUGUGUGUGUGUGUGUGUAUUCUUCAGUCUUCCAAUGAUGAUCUAUGCAAAAUAUACUCGUUUCUUCAAUUCUUUGCUUUGGAAUAUGCAUAUAUAAUGUAUAAGCCCAAAAACAAUCAUAGUUUCCGCUGCCAUGUAUAUUAAUUGCUACUGUUAUUAUUAUUAUUAGUUGAAUAAGAAAGGUAAGAUUCUGUCUUUUUAUUUUUCUGUUUGACCAUCUCUCCUCCGUCGUCGUUGUCGCCGCGGCCUCCUCCUCUCCCUCCUCGACUAUUUCUUUCCUUGUUCGUUCUUCAGUCGAAUCCCUCCCCUAAUGAGAGAGGGUUGUUUUCUUUUUUCUCUCUAUAUUCUCUUGCGAUAAUCCUUAGUGUAAUUAAAUAGUGGGAUGAUAGACUAUUUGGGAUAUAAGUGUCAUCAUCAUCACCACGACAGUUCUGUUUCUUUUUUUUUCGUUUCGUCGCAUCUCCUCUAAAUCUUGUCAAUUCAAUUGUGUUCUAUUAUUGCUUGUUGUUGCUGUUGUUAUUGUUGUUGUUGUUUCUUUUCUUUUUCUCUUGGCCAAUUAUGUUUUCAUCUAAUUAAUGAAUUAACUUUUCUUUUGUAUAAGUGAGAAACACAACAACACACACGAACAUUUAAGUGUCUUUCUCUUCUUUUGCUUCUCUCCUUGUUCUGUUUUUUGUUGUUUUUCGUCUUUAUAUCCAUCCAUCUUAUCUGUUCCUCUCAUUAUUCUUUUACAAUGUGUAUAAAAUUUUUAUGCAAAUAUGAAUGAUUACUUGUGGUAUAUUUAUUGUUGUUUUAAUGAAGUGUAAGAAAAUUUAUUUACUAGACCUAACGAUAAUAAUGUUGAUGAUGACAAUGUUAAUAAUAAUAAUAAUAAUCUGAUCACGUGUCUCUAACG
Messenger RNA from Trichobilharzia regenti, 5499 nucleotides. The record is from the annotation of a GenBank genome assembly. NCBI's taxonomy places the organism in Eukaryota, Metazoa, Platyhelminthes, Trematoda, Strigeidida, Schistosomatidae.